GGCCGAUGUGUCUUCUCUCGAUGAAAGCGAAAGUAAACGUGGGGACAUGGAAUGUCCGUACGAUGUUUGAACCCAGUAAGGCAGCCCAGAUUGCAAAGGAGAUGAGAAGGUAUCACAUCGAAGUGCUUGGGAUUUGCGAAAGCAGAUGGAAUGGAAGUGGACUCUCCAAACUGUCAACUGGAGAAUCAAUAAUCUACUCCGAUAUUGUCACCCAGACGCCAACCACGAGCACACUGAGUUAUGGAGUGGCUAUCAUGAUGUCCUCAAGAGCAUCGAAGGCUCUCAUGCAGUGGGAACCAAUCUCCUCCAGCAUCGGGAUCAUGACAGCAAGAUUCAACUCAAAAGGAAGGAAGGUCACAAUCAUACAAUGUUAUGCACCUACAAAUAAUGCAGAGCAAGAGAAAAAGGAGGAUUUCUACAGACAACUUCAAUUAACACUGGACAAGACGUCAGUUGGCGAUAUCAAAAUUCUGAUGGGCGACAUGAAUGCCAAACU
Messenger RNA from Heterobilharzia americana, 496 nucleotides. NCBI's taxonomy places the organism in Eukaryota, Metazoa, Platyhelminthes, Trematoda, Strigeidida, Schistosomatidae. The record is from the annotation of a GenBank genome assembly.